Pecten maximus is the source of this 4619-nucleotide messenger RNA. Its product is annotated as vascular endothelial growth factor receptor 1-like. Gene Ontology annotation, molecular function: ATP binding; transmembrane receptor protein tyrosine kinase activity. Gene Ontology annotation, biological process: positive regulation of kinase activity; protein phosphorylation; multicellular organism development. Bases 316 to 4560 code for a protein of 1414 amino acids. The record is from RefSeq and is a predicted model, not a curated record. Gene Ontology annotation, cellular component: signaling receptor complex. Lineage: Eukaryota; Metazoa; Mollusca; Bivalvia; Pectinida; Pectinidae. The transcript has 26 exons.
UUUCGUUUUCAAAGUGGAUGUUAAGUUGAUGGAACAGCCACACUCCAACACAGGAACUCCCCCUCAAACUAUGUCAAGUACCUUUACCUUCUGAGCCCUGUCAUAAAAGUUACACUAAAGUCGUGUGAGUCAGUUUCAAACAUGGGAUAUCGAGAACCGGUGGAUCGUGUCUUUAAAAUGAAUCUACCAAGUGAUCAGACAUAACUUACAGGGCUAAUAACUUACUUGGAUUUUUUAUAAGUUUUACAAUCUAUCUGAGCACCUGAAUCUGAGAUCUCCAUCUUGUGGAUAAAUUACCCUAUUGGCUUCAGAGCAAUGGAAGGCUUCCGUUGGCUGUUUAUAGACCUCAUUCUGGUGUUUUCAUCAGCUCAAGUGCUUAACAAGAAUGACCCACGUCCUACCAUCCGCCUUUACACAGAUUUAGAUUACAACUCCACAGAAACCGAUGGGUCAGAUUUUAUGGGCCAGGAGGCUGGUGACAUCAUCCUAUCACCAGGACAAAACUUUACGAUUGAGUGUCGGGGUGUUUACAAUGUGACUAUGAGACUAAUACGGAGUUACCAUAAAGUGAGCUCCCCCUACACAGGACUGAAUAUUGAAGAGGAGCGAUUGUUACAAAGUGUUAAUAACUAUGCCGCUAAUUUUACUGUGAGCAAUAUAAAUUAUCUAUAUACGGGGGAAUACAGAUGUCUGUACGUCGACGAAUUCAGAGAUGAUUUAUACAGCAGUAUUUACAUCUAUGUAUAUGAUCCUAACCAUUUACUCACACCUUUAAAAAUGGAAAACAACAGAUUUGUAAGUGUGGCAAUUUACCACUAUCAGAAGACGUACAUUCCAUGCAGAGUUACGCACCCUGAUGUCCAGGUGGAGCUCUAUAAAUUGUACCCUGAUGAACUCAUUGAGACUGGAGAUACAAAUGCUGUUUACUACGACCCAGAAAAGGGAUUCGUGCUGGAUUAUCCCAACAGUUUCUUUAUUGGAUUGUUCGCCUGUAGAGCUAAUUUCACUAAUUACACAGACACAAAACAAGUACAUCUUAAUUACCUGGGGAGGAGUCGGUCAGCUCCCACGCCCGUCCUCAUUGGGUCAGACAAAGACUUCAUUCUGGAGAAAGGUUCCAAUUUCACACUUCAAUGUGAGGUUAAAGUUGAUCCUGGCUAUGUUAUCUUCAUGAAAUGGAUUUACACAUCAAAAGAGACUCUCGAGGAAAUCGAUCUCUCCGCUGACUUUGAUUCCACGGAAUUGUCAGCCAUGGGUAACGACACAGAGAUGGGCGUCGCUGUUGAGAUUGCAGCCCCUGCGCCGGUUUCGGAUCGAGUAAGAUACACAGCACCUACAGUGAAGCAUAUGAGAGAUAUAUAUAACUAUGACAUCAUCAGGACGCUGUUAAUCGUGCGUAAUGUCCAGUUGAAGGAUGAGGGUGUAUACACCUGUCAAAUCACCACACAUGACAAACAGCAGAAAACCGCCUCCAAAGAUAUCUACAUUAGAGAACCCUACUGCCAUGUCAAUGUACUGGGAGGACAGAAUGUCAUUGAAGUCGACGAGAAUGAGAAAUAUAUACGACUGGCUUUCGCCAUCAACUGCCACCCUGAUGACUUUACAGUGAAAUGGUACAAGGAAGACUUCCUCCUGCCUACAAAUGUCGAAACGGUGGAAGAUGCAACCCAGUACAUCAUCACAGAUGUGACAAAGAGUGAUGCUGGAGUGUACAAAGUGGUCGUAGAAAAUAGUUACCUGUCGGAAUCGGCACAGGUGGAACUGGUAGUGGCGUAUAAGCCUGUGGUGUCGAUCACGGUCAAGCCUCCAUCCAGUCAGUACUUGGUACUAGGUGAUACCUACAGUGUCUCUUGUAACCCAGUGUCCAUCCCUCCAGUCAGUGUCAUAAUGUGGGAAUGGAGAUCUCACCAAGACAAAUGGAAAACUCUAGCAUACCACAAUGAUUCUGACAUCAUCACUGACCGCCUGAGCUCACUACAACUUGUUGCAACAGAGGCUGGCGUCAUUCGAUGUCAAGCUUCUAACAGAUUGGGGACCAGUUCGGUGGAAAUCGAAUUCAAAAUCUCAGAGGUAGCAGAUGGGCUGGGCAUUGUGAUGCCCCCAGUAAUUAUAGAGGAGGACCCAGUACAGAUCUCAUGCUAUGCCAGCGUCAGGGAGUACCAGUCAGUGAGUCUGUACUACAGGAGGUUUGGUAACUCCACUCAAACCAAACUGUCCACAACCAACACCACUUAUGUGUCCUACAACAGAACUGACUACUCGUCAGUCGUCCAUGUUGACUUUGAUCAAAUUGCGAAGUCCGAUGAAGGUAUCUAUGUUUGUAUUGCCAUUCUGUUGUCCACUGCCAACAACAUUUCCACGGACAAUGCUACAGUGGAGAAGAGAUUGGAAGUUAGAGAUAUUGAACCACCAACCUUUCAGCAAGAAAGUAAUCAAGGCAAAAUACCCACUGGUAUUGGAAUCAAAUUUAAGCUGCCUGAAUGUGAUGUUAGCGGAGUGCCAACACCUUCUGUCAGGUGGUUUAAAGAUGGUGUACCAAUAGAUAUCAACAACAAUACUUUAGGAUUCCUCAUCAGCGUUGACAAUAAAAGUUUGACUAUCAGUAAAACAUCAAAGAUCCACGAGGGGGAAUACCUGUGUGAGGCUGAGAACCGCGGAGGUAUAAUCUACGGUAACUGGACGCUCUACUUAGGAGAAAUAUUCCAGGCUGCAAAAAUAUCACAACAAGGUCAGAAUCCUAAUAUUAUCAUAGCAGCAGUGGUUGUAUCAACAGUGAUCCUCACCGUGGGGUUGGUCAUAGUCAUAUGCCUAUACCGACGGCGGUCAGCCAUCUUACACAAGGAACUGGAACAGUCGCUCAUUCACCCAGUAAAGGAUUACAACCCAGACCUGCCCAUAGACGAACAAACCACAUGCAUCCCCUACGAUCCUAAGUGGGAGUUUCCCAAAAAGAGACUGCGGCAAGGAAUGAUACUGGGACAGGGUGCAUUUGGUCGAGUGAUCAAGGCUGAAGCCAUUGGCAUUGUGGAACAUGAGGAUGUCACUAUCGUCGCUGUCAAAAUGGUGAAAGACUGUACUGACCGUGACCAAAUGGAGGCUCUACUCUCCGAACUCAAGAUUCUCAUCCAUGUGGGUCAGCAUCUGAAUAUAGUGAACUUACUGGGAGCUGUGACAAAGGAUAUCCGAUAUGGGGAACUUUAUGUCAUAGUGGAAUAUGCCCACUUUGGAAAUCUCCGCAACUACUUACUAAAGAAUAAAAACACCUUUAAAGACGUCAUGGACGAUUACAUAGAUCCUGUAGAGGAGAAAAAGAGGGAAGCUGCAAAAGAAGCCGCGGCAUCCAAACCCUACUAUGUCAAUAAGGCUCUGAAGGAUAACUCGGCAGAUCUGAUUGGUCCCUCCCUAACCACAAAAAAUCUCAUCUGCUGGGCAUUUCAAACAGCUAGAGGCAUGGAAUAUCUGUCCUCCAAGAAGUACAUUCACAGAGACUUGGCAGCCAGGAAUAUACUACUGGCCGAGGACAACGUAGUCAAGAUUUGUGACUUUGGUCUGGCCAAAGACUGCUACAAAAACCCAGAGUACUUCAAGAAGGGAGAUGGCCCUGUGCCAGUAAAAUGGAUGGCUAUAGAAUCCCUUACUCAUCGUCUCUACACAACCAAAAGUGAUGUGUGGUCAUAUGGAAUAUUUCUCUGGGAGCUAUUUUCUCUAGGAGGAAGCCCUUAUCCGGGAGUCGAGAUUAACGAAAAAUUCAUCGACCUUGUGAAGGGGGGCUACAUCAUGGAUAAGCCUUACUACGCUUCUGAGGAAAUGUACAAGGUGAUGAAGGCAACCUGGAGACAUGAUCCGGACGACCGACCAUCGUUCUCAGGACUCGCUUCACUCAUGGGCGACUUUCUGGAGGCUAAUGUUAAACAGUAUUAUCUAGACCUAAAUGAGCCAUACAUCAAAAUGGCAGACCUGCAGAAAUCAGGAAAUUCUGAGGGAGCAUGUGGAAGCUCUGCGGAUCAGGAAGGAUACUAUAAGAUGAAUGGGGAAACCAAGAAUAAACUUCACUCUGACUACACCAAGAUGUCCCCAGCGCCCCCUAUACCCCUGGACAAGGCUUCAAUUGAGGACGAGAGAUAUGUUAAUGCCAACAAAUGGCGGACAGAUAAAACAAAGGAAAACGCUAAGGAAAUGGAGCUGAUGCCGUUGAUAUUAUCGGACGAUAAUCUAGGGAAUGAUAGUGAGGAGUCAGAGGAAGUGAGACUAAGGAGGAAAAUGAAUGAAGUAAACCCUGGGGACGAAUCUCCUACACAAUUAAAUACCAGGGCGGAGGUGCAUAGGUCCGACGACACCGACAGUGGACAUUCUAGUACAUAUGCCCCGGGAACAUCUCCCGAUAUUGGUGUUGACGGAUAUCUUGUACCGAAAAUGGGACCAGAUGGUACACAAUUUGUUACAUCUAAGAAACCAAAGAAGGAGGAGGAUUCUAGUGGUGUGAACUCUGACUACAAUUACCAAGAUCGUCCUCCUCCAACAUACUCUGCGGUGAUACAGGAUAGUGAUGUAGCAGUGUAGCUAAAAACAGGACUGAUGUACUCGAUGUUGAUACACGAUGACGACGUAGCAGUGUAGCU